CGUCUGCUACCUACACUGCGUUGACUGUAUCGUCGAUGGUCGUCAGCUUCGCCAAAUUAUUUUGCCCGAAUAGUCCCAGAUAUUUUGAACUAGCAAACCGAGUGAAAUGAAAAAAUUGAAUAAGUGCAUAUGGGUAUUAAUCGAUAUUUUUUGUAGACAAUAACUAGUAGACUUGGGUUACUAUUUAAAGCGAUAUCAAAACUAUACUGAAUACAAAAUUGAACCUAUAAAUUCUAGUUAUUUUUUUUUCGCUCACGUGAAAGCAGUGACGUUGACGUCUGACUCGUAUAGAAAAAAUAUUUCCUCUUUUAGUUACAUAGUUACAUUUCAAAGAACCGUGUAUUUAUUACCUAGGUACGAGAUUUUGACAGCUUCUGCGAUCUGCAGCGCAGCAUAGAUGAAUUGACGUCAGUCUCCACGCAAAAUCUUUCGAAUCGAGCUUUUCCUCACCGAGUGGCGAGAUAUAUGUCGUGGAAAAGCUUUACGGGACCGUUCGGUAUUUUUAUUACAAGCAUUAGCAUUAGCAUUAGAUAGAGAAUCAUGCCUGGAGAACCACCAGUUACCACAGGCAAUAAGUCCAGUGGCAAAGUCAAGAGAAUCUCAAUCCCUCGAGUACAGAGCAGCACAGACACAGAGUUACAAUCUCAGCAGAGCGGCUCAACUCCUCUUCAACCCACUGCAUUGCACUACGUUAGCUUCCGCUCUGAUAUCGAGGACAGUCCUAUUCCUCCGGUGCUCCGUUCCAAGUUGUUAGACCUAUUUCAACAAAUAGAGAAGGAAUUCGAGAUGCUCUGCACAGAGAACACUGGCUUACAAGAGAAGAUAGAAGCAUUGAACGAGAGACUGGAAAGAGAGUGCUAUGGAUCAGGAGAACGUAGUCUACCACCAGGAGACUUUCAAGAUUUUACUGAUAGCAAAAAUCUUUCCAAACAGAAAUCCUUGGGUGGAAGCUCUGCUCAUAAAGUAAAGACUUCGCACAAACUAAAGGCUCAGACAAGUAAGAUAGUAUCCAGUUUUAAAAAUCCUACCAUGACUUGUAGCAUGCAAAGAGAGUAUAGAGGCCACAGAGAUGGUGUCUGGGAAGUUUCUGUGGGUAGGUCUAGCCAACCAAUUAUUGCAACAGCAUCUGCUGAUCAUACAGCCCGAGUAUGGGCUAUGGAUAGCUGUCGCUGCUUAUUGCAAUACACAGGUCACAGUGGUUCAGUUAAUUCUGUGAGAUUCCAUCCUACAAGAGACCUAGCACUUUCAGCGAGUGGUGAUUGUUCUGCUCAUGUGUGGCAAGCAGCGGUGAACUGGGAUCUACCAAAGAGACCAUCCUUGGAGGAUUUGGGAACUGCUGGCAGUGAUAGAGGUAUUGGUGGAGAUAACUGUCCUCCUCUAGAAGAAGAUUCUGCACCUACUCUGAGAACUCCAGUCAAAGAGCUGCUUGGACAUACUGGAGUUGUGACUGCUGCCGAUUGGCUUUUUGGAGCCGAACAAAUAGUAACUGCUUCUUGGGACAGAACUGCUAAUCUAUAUGAUGCUGAAUCUGGGGAAAUUAUUCACACCCUCUGUGGACAUGACCAAGAACUGACUCACGUUUCAGUGCAUCAUGCUCAAAGAUUGUGUGUUACUUCUAGUCGAGAUAGCACUUUCCGUUUGUGGGAUUUCAGAGAACCCAUCCACUCUGUAUCAGUUUUCCAAGGCCACACAGAAACUGUUACUUCAGCUGUAUUUACAAGAGAGGACAAAAUAGUAUCAGCAUCAGAUGACAGGAGCGUUAAAGUUUGGGAACUGCGAAAUAUUCGAAGCCCCUUAGCCACCAUUCGCGCGGACAGUUCAGCAAACAGGUUGGCUGUGUCUAGUGCCGGAAUAGUCGCUAUUCCUCACGAUAAUAGGCAGAUUCGUCUGUUUGACUUAAGUGGACAACGACUAGCAAGAUUACCAAGAACAAGUAGACAGGGCCACCGACGAAUGGUCUGCUCAGUGGCUUGGGCUGAAGACAACAGUAGCACCUGCAAUCUCUUCUCCUGUGGUUUCGACAGGCUCGUGCUUGGAUGGAGCAUUUUACCGGUAAAGGAUGCUUGAGACACGUUUCGCGAUCGUCGUCAAUUAAUGACCUUAAGCUUGCAACAGAGUCACAUUGGCGGUCGAUAAGUAAAGUUCAGGUAUUAUAUUGUAAACGUAGUUAUGAGCCAAAAGUCCACCAGCCAGUCCAAUCAAAGACCCAGUUCUUCCACUCUCACAGACAACUAAAAGAACAAAACGAACACAUAUUUAUGCAAAAUGAUUGUUAGAUUCUUUUUAUGAGGGCAAUGCUAAGAUUUUUAUUUGUACACUGGUCGAUAGCAAGGGAAAAAAGGGGGUUAGGCAAUUUAAUAUCUCGUAUAGAGGCAUUAAAAAUAAAUAAAAAUUUAACUUGGAAUGUCAAAGUGACUGUAAUUAAAGUAAAAAAUUGUGUAGAUAGAUGCUAUUUAUAUGUAUUAUGUGCCAUUGGUAUUUAUUAUAGUUAUUAAAGAAAAAUGUACGUGGUGAUAAAAAACCAACCAAGCAUAUAAAGUUAUUCCCGUUAUGUACGAUGCGUGUUUUGCGAUCAAAAUACAUAAAUCAAAAUAUAAAUGUUCAAAAGGUAUAAUUGCUUGAUGAAUUUGUAGCAUUUAAAAAAUGAGUAGUAAGAUAUGAAAAAUAAAAUUUGAAUGAUAGUAUACUGAAAAGAUAUGAUAAUGAAUAUAAUAAUUUGCAUUUAACAGACAAUAAUCACAUGCCAAAUUAUUUGCAAAUUUAAGCAGAAACUGUAAUAUUUAGAAACAUAAAAGUAUCUAUAAAUUAUAAUCACAAAUUUUACUUAAUAACAAGCAGUAAGUACUUGAUAUUUAUAUCUUACGUGACCUAUCGAAAAUACAUGCUUCACUAACACAUUUCCUGCACAAUGAAGGCUGUUGUAUUUAAAUUGAUAACGUUUAAAGUUGUUAUCUAUUUAUUUUCUAUAAUGUAUCAAAUAUAAUAUAUUCCCGCAGAUCUAGCAAUGUAAAUUAUACAAACAAUAUAGAACUGUCAAAUAGAUAAUUUUGAACGGAA
Nasonia vitripennis (jewel wasp) is the source of this 3057-nucleotide messenger RNA. It is a transcript of the gene Wdr37, whose product is annotated as WD repeat-containing protein 37. Lineage: Eukaryota; Metazoa; Arthropoda; Insecta; Hymenoptera; Pteromalidae. The record is from RefSeq and is a predicted model, not a curated record. Bases 541 to 2067 code for a protein of 508 amino acids. The transcript is spliced from 5 exons. Gene Ontology annotation, molecular function: protein binding. Gene Ontology annotation, cellular component: preribosome, large subunit precursor.